Messenger RNA from Mesoplodon densirostris (Blainville's beaked whale), 4763 nucleotides. It is a transcript of the gene RTEL1, whose product is annotated as regulator of telomere elongation helicase 1. Bases 472 to 4359 code for a protein of 1295 amino acids. The transcript has 36 exons. The record is from RefSeq and is a predicted model, not a curated record. Gene Ontology annotation, molecular function: DNA helicase activity; hydrolase activity, acting on acid anhydrides, in phosphorus-containing anhydrides; DNA binding. NCBI's taxonomy places the organism in Eukaryota, Metazoa, Chordata, Mammalia, Artiodactyla, Ziphiidae. Gene Ontology annotation, biological process: regulation of double-strand break repair via homologous recombination; telomeric loop disassembly; DNA replication. Gene Ontology annotation, cellular component: nucleus.
GUCUUGGAGAUCCCGGUCGUGGAAGGCUCCCCGCGGAGACCGUGGCACUGGAACCUGUGCCCAAGCGGCGGCUCCCGCAAGUGCAACUCCCGGCAGGCCCCGCGCAGCCCUCGGGCCGCGCGCUGGCGAUUUUGGCGCGCUGCAUUGUGGGGCGCGUAGUGCCCGGCUCCGCGCUCGUGGAGGGGGCCGGGCCCGCGGGAAGGGCGGCCCGGCGGGGGUUAGGAGCGCGGGCUGUUAGUCCGAGUAUCCAGGCGAAACCAGGCCUCGGGAGGCUGAGUGGUUUGUUGGGCGCCCCACGGAUUCGCGUCCCAGGGGCUCCCGUGGAGAACGUGUCCCAGCGGCACAGGCUGGCAUAACUUACCUGGAGCGGCUGAGACCCUGAGAUGUUCGGAGGGGGGUUUGUCUCGCAGACCCGCACAGCCUGCGUUUCAGCCAACCUCUGUGUCCGCCCGAGACCGGGAGUAGGCCAGCAUGCCUAAGAUAACCCUGAAUGGUGUGACAGUGGAUUUCCCUUUCCAGCCAUACAAAUGCCAAGAGGAGUACAUGAGCAAGGUCUUGGAGUGUCUGCAGAAGAAAGUGAACGGCGUUCUGGAGAGCCCCACGGGCACGGGGAAGACGCUGUGUCUCCUCUGCAGCACGCUGGCCUGGCGAGAGCACCUCCGAGACGCAGUCUCUGCCCGCAGAAUUGCCGAGAGGGUGUCAGGGGAACUCUUCCUUGACCGCGCCUUGGCGUCCUGGGGGAAUGCUGCCCUGGAAGGAGAUGUCCCAGCGUGCUACGCGGACGUCCCAAAGAUCAUUUACGCCUCCAGGACCCACUCGCAGCUCACUCAGGUCAUCAGUGAGCUCCGGAACACCUCCUACCGGCCCCGAGUGUGCGUGCUGGGCUCCCGGGAGCAGCUGUGUAUCCAUCCUGAGGUGAAGAAGCAGGAGAGUAACCACAUGCAGGUCCACUUGUGCCGCAAGAAGGUGGCAAGUCGCUCCUGUCACUUCUACAACAACGUGGAAGAGAAGAGCCUGGAGCCGGAGCUGGCCAGCCCCAUCCUGGACAUUGAGGACCUGGUCAGGAGCGGGAUCAGGCACAGACUGUGCCCCUACUACCUGUCUCGGAACCUGAAGCAGCAGGCCGACAUCAUCUUCACUCCCUACAACUACCUGUUGGACGCCAAGAGCCGCCGUGCACAUGGCAUCGACCUGAAGGGGACGGUCGUGGUCUUCGACGAAGCUCACAACGUGGAGAAGAUGUGUGAGGAGGCCGCAUCCUUCGACCUGACGCCCCAUGACGUGGCUUCGGGCCUGGACGUGAUAGACCAGGUGCUGGAGGAGCAGACCAAGGUGGCGCAGCAGGCCGACCUCCACCCGGAGUUCAGCGCGGACUCCGCCAGCUCAGGGCUGAACUUGGAGCUGGAGGACCUCGCGAAGCUGAAGACGAUCCUGCUUCGUCUGGAGGGCGCCAUCGACGCCGUGGAGCUGCCUGGAGGUGAUGGCGGUGUCACCAAGCCUGGGAGCUACAUCUUUGAGCUGUUUGCCGAAGCCCAGAUAACGUUUCACACCAAGGGCUGCAUCCUUGACUCCCUGGACCAGAUCAUCCAACACCUGGCAGGACGUGCAGGGCUGUUCACCAACACGGCAGGGCUGCAGAAGCUGGCAGACAUCAUCCAGAUCGUGUUUAGCGUGGACCCUGCUGAAGGUGGCCCCAGUUCCAUGGUGGGGCCGGGGUGUCAGUCCUACAAGGUGCACAUCCACCCUGAUGCUGGUCACCGGAGGACAGCUCAGCGGUCAGAUGCCUGGAACGCCACGGCGGCCAGAAAGCAAGGGAAGGUCCUGAGCUACUGGUGCUUCAGCCCUGGCCACAGCAUGCGGGAGUUGGUCCACCGGGGCGUCCGUACCCUCAUCCUCACCAGCGGCACUCUGGCCCCCGUGUCCUCCUUCACCCUGGAGAUGCAGAUCCCUUUCCCAGUCUGCCUGGAGAACCCACACGUCAUCGACAAGCACCAGAUCUGGGUGGGGAUUGUCCCCAAAGGCCCCGACGGAGCCCAGCUGAGCUCGGCCUUUGACAAACGGUUCUCUGAUGAGUGCUUGUCGUCCCUGGGGAAGGCACUGGGCAACAUCGCCCGUGUGGUCCCGCACGGGCUCCUGGUCUUCUUCCCUUCCUACCCCGUCAUGGAGAAAAGCCUGGAGUUCUGGCGGGCCCAUGACUUUGCCAGGAAGCUGGAGGUCCUGAAGCCCCUGUUCGUGGAGCCAAGGACCAAAGGAGGCUUCUCGGAGGUGAUGGAGGCUUUCUACACGAGAGUCGCUGCCCCCGGGUCCAGUGGCGCCGCCUUCCUGGCUGUGUGCCGGGGGAAGGCCAGCGAGGGGCUGGACUUCGCAGACGCGAAUGGCCGUGGAGUGAUCGUCACGGGCCUCCCAUACCCGCCCCGCAUGGACCCCCGGGUUGUCCUCAAGAUGCAGUUCCUGGAUGAGAUGAAGGGCCAGAAUGGGGCCCGGGACCAGUUCCUCUCCGGGCACGACUGGUACCGGCAGCAGGCGUCCAGGGCUGUGAACCAGGCCAUUGGGCGGGUGAUCCGGCAUCGCCAUGACUACGGGGCUGUCUUCCUCUGCGACCACAGGUUCAGCUCUGUGGACGCCAGAGCCCAGCUGCCCUCCUGGGUGCGUCCCCACGUCAAGGUGUAUGACAGCUUCGGCCACGUCAUCCGAGAUGUGGCCCAGUUCUUCCGCGUCGCUCAGAGAACCAUGCCCGUGCUGGCCCCCCGAGCUGCUGCUCCGAGUCUGGGCAAAGGAGAAGGCACUGCCUCGGUGGCCGUGUCACCCGGCCCUCUCCACACCAGGAAGGCCACGAGUCUGGAUGUGCACGUCCCUAGCCUGAGGCGCAGACGCACAGGCUUGCUGGUCGCCGGGGAUGCCGAGGGCAGCCUUUGUGUAGAGUACGAGCAGGAACCCAUCCGGGCCCAGCGGAGGCCCGUGGGGCUGCUGGCCGCCCUGGAGCACAGCGAGCAGCUGGCCGAGGGGCCUGGGGAUGAGGCCCUGCCUGCGGAGGACGAGGCCCUCCGCCACUCCGCCCCGUGGGGCCCUCGUGAGAAGAGACCAGCGGAGGAGCAGCGUGGCAGGCGGAGGAAGGUCAGGCUGGUCGUCGGCCCGGAGGGGCCAGAAGCCGGCGUGGACACAGGCGGGGCCAAGCUGUUCAUGGCGGCCGUGAAGCAGGCGCUGAGCCAGGCCAGCUUCGACACCUUUACCCAGGCCCUGCGGGAUUACAAGAGCUCCGAUGACCUCGCGGCCCUGGCCGCUCACCUUGGCCCCCUCUUUGCCGAGGACCCCAAGAAGCACAGCCUGCUCCAAGGCUUCUAUCAGUUCGUGCGGCCCCACCACAAGCAGCAGUUUGAGGAGGUCUGCCGCCAACUGACGGGCCGAGGCUGCAGCUCCGGGCCCGAGCAUGGCCUUCCGCGGAGGCGGGGAGCACAACCGGCCCUGGACCCCAGCGACCCAUCCCCUCCUUGGUCAUGCUCUGGAUCCUCAGGGACCAGCUGGGCGCCUCCUUGUCUCCGUGUUUCUUCAGGAAGGAGGGAGCCUGACCCCAAGCUGACCAUGUCCCAGGGUGCAGCCAGGCAGCUGGACCCCCGCGCACACCUGAACCAGGGCCGGCCCCACCUGGCCUCCGGGCUGCUCCCUGCAGGAGACCCCAGCCGCCGGCCUCCUGAGGGGUCUGGAGCUCCCGGAGCAAAGAAGCACCCGCCUGCCGUGAGUGCCUACUUGGCCGAUGCCCGCAGGGCCCUGGGGGCCAUAGGCUACAGCCAGCUCCUGGCGGCACUGACCACGUACAAGCAGGAUGACGACUUCGAGAAGGUGGUGGCCGUGGUGGCCUCACUCACCACUGCAAAGCCUGAGGACUUGCCCCUGCUGCAGAGGUUCGGCAUGUUCGUGCGCCCUCACCACAAGCAGCGCUUCCGGCAGACGUGUGCGGGCCUGGGCGCCCCGGCCCUGGGACCUCGGGAGGGGAGCCCUGCUGCGCCUUCUGACCCCACCUGCGGGGCUCGCGGGUCAGGCCCCUCACUGCCAGAGAAACCCCCCGGGAAGACCCAGAGCAAGAUCUCCUCCUUCCUUACGCAGAGGCCGGCUCAGGGGGCGGGGGCUCCCGGCCGGCCCCCCGGUGCCCCCUGCGGGCAGGCACAGUCCGAGUGGGUGGGCUUGGUGUGUCCUGGCUGCAGGGCGGAGGACGUGGUCCCCUUCCAGUGCCCCUCCUGCGACUUCCACUGCUGCCGGGCCUGUUGGCGACAGCACCUCCAGGUCUCUAGGACGUGCCCGGCCUGCCAUGCUGCCACCAGAAAGCAGAGCCUCACGCAGGUCUUCUGGCCAGAGCCCCAGUGAACAUUGAGACCCUCUGGGUGCUGCAGGGUCUGCAGAGGCUGAGGCUGCCCCUUCCUGGGGCGCAGCCUGGACACUUGCCUGUCGGCUGGGGGUGAGCCAGGCCUGAUACCAGAAACCCCUUGGCCAAGCGUGCACCUGACGGGGAGGCCAGUCCAGUGUCCGUGGGGAGCCCCCUGAGACGGCAGCAGGAUCUGGGCCCCCUGUGAGAGGCCCCGAGGCCACCUUGGGGUCUGGGGUGGGUCCACUGGAAGGUGCUUCCCCAGAACUUCCCUGACCACCAGCUUGUGGGUGGAGCCCCAGCAGGAAGGAGGGGAGGCCUGCACCUUCUGUCCCGGGGACCUUCCAGGGACCUGCUUGUUCCUCAGGGGCCAGGGUUCUAAUAAAGCUGCCGGCACUGCUGGGAA